AGAAGAUGGCGUCCGCAAAGCCUGUGGACCGCUGUGGUUUCUUACUACCCGUUUAAUUUCUGAGCUGAGUGGGGGAUCUCUUCGUCUGGCAGAUGGAGGAUAACAUGGCAGUGAACCGCUGCCAACCGCUCUCCUGAACCCGGAAUUGACCCCGCAACUUCAUGUCCGACGGAGCCGGAGCUGCCUGGUCGAAGAGGGGCUGUGGGGAUUCGCACCGCCGAGGUGAGACGGCUGGUUUUAGCCGCUAAGCUAAGCUGUUACCCCGGCAGAGCAGUGUUGGGUCCCCCGUAGCUCCAGCCGCUGAGAAUCGUGACAGUUAAUUUGGCUAGCAGAACCAGGGAAACAUAAACACAGGAAAUGUGAGCGACCCCUUAACGCUCAGCCCACAAAGCCUGUGAUUGUUCCCCCGGGCUCCAAAAGUUUGCAGACGUUCACGCUGUAAUGUGGCGGGUGUGUUGGCUUUGUCGUCCAGGUGAUUGGCGCUCAGAAAAGGGACUUUGUUAGCAUCUCCUGGACACAAGGGGCACUGUCCUCUGAUUGGCUCGGACAGCCCCCUCUGACAUGCCCGUGGCCAAUCAGAGGUGUGUUAUGUCGGGGGCAGAUGUGGAGGUGUACCUGUCCCAGGUGCAUGAUGGGAGUGUGUCGUCGGGCUUCAGGGCGCUGUACGAGGAGCGCCUGCUGCUGGACGUCACACUGCUGAUAGAGGAGCACCACUUCCAGGCCCACAAGGCGCUUCUGGCCACGCAGAGCGACUAUUUCCGGGUCAUGUUCACGGCGGACAUGAGGGAGAGGGACCAGGACAAGAUCCACAUGAAGGGGCUGACGGCCGCUGGCUUCGGACACAUUCUCCGCUUCAUGUACUAUGGCUCUCUGGAGCUCAGCAUGCCCACUGUGCAAGAGAUCCUGCAGGCGGCCAUGUACGUGCAGCUGACGGAGGCGGUGGAGUUCUGCUGCUCCUUCCUGCUGGCUAAGAUCUGUCUGGAAAACUGUGCCGAGGUCAUGCGCCUCCUGGAGGACUUCAGCGUGGGUGUGGAGGGCGUCCAGGAGCAGCUUGACAACUUCCUGCUUGAAAACUUCGUCCCCCUCAUGAGCCGACCAGACUUCCUGUCCUACCUCAGCCUCGAGAGACUGCAGUCGUACUUGAACAGCGACGCCCUAAGUCGCUUCCCGGAGAUCGAGCUGUAUGAAGCCGUGCAGUCGUGGCUGCGGCAUGACCGGCGGCGCUGGAGACACACAGACACCAUCGUGCAGUCCAUCCGCUUCUGCCUCAUGACGCCAGCAAACAUCUUCGAGAAGGUAAAGACGUCAGAGUUUUACCGUUACUCCCGGCAGCUGCGGCAGGAAGUGGACCUGGCGCUCAGCUACUUCCACGAUGUCAACCAGCAGCCUUUGGUGGAGACUCGCUCCAACCGCAUCCGCUCGGUGCGGCCGCAGACCGCCGUGUUCAGAGGGAUGAUCGGACACAGCAUGGUCAACAGCAAGAUCCUGCUGCUGCAGAGACCAAAGGUGUGGUGGGAGCUGGAGGGCCCUCAGGUGCCGCUGCGACCCGACUGCCUGGCCAUCGUAAACAACUUUGCCUUCCUGCUGGGCGGGGAGGAGCUGGGGCCCGACGGAGAGUUCCAUGCCUCCUCCAAAGUCUACCGCUACGACCCCCGACAGAACUCCUGGCUGCGCAUGGCCGACAUGUCCGUGCCCAGGUCGGAGUUUGCCGUGGGCGUCAUCGGUAAGUUCAUUUAUGCAGUAGCGGGCCGCACGCGAGACGAGACGUUUUACUCCACCGAGCGCUACGACAUCACAGAGGACCGCUGGGAGUUCGUGGACCCGUACCCCGUCAACAAGUACGGCCACGAGGGGACGGUGCUCAGCGGGAAACUCUACAUCACCGGCGGCAUCACAUCCUCCUCCACCUCCAAACAAGUGUGUGUGUUCGACCCAGGGCGGGAGGCAGCUGGAGGAGGAGGAGGAGGAGGAGGAGGGGGAGGAGCAGGAGCAGGAGCAGGAGCAGGGGCAGGGGCAGGGGCAGGGGGAGGCAGCUCGGGGGGAUCGGAUGCUCACAGGACACGCACCAGCCGCGGCCCAGCGCUGCCCGGCAGCCAUGCCAGCUGCUGGGAGAACAAAUCCAAAAUGAACUACGCCCGCUGCUUCCACAAGAUGAUCUCCCACAACGGGAAGCUGUACGUGUUCGGAGGCGUGUGCGUGAUCCUGCGCGCAUCCUUCGAGUCUCAGGGCUGCCCGUCCACCGAGGUGUACGACCCCGACACCGACGAGUGGACCAUCCUCGGCUCCAUGCCCAUCGGGCGCAGUGGGCACGGGGUGGCGGUGCUGGACCGGCAGAUCAUGGUGCUCGGAGGCCUCUGUUACAACGGCCACUACAGUGACUCCAUCCUCACAUUCGACCCCGACGAGAACAAGUGGAAGGAGGACGAGUAUCCCAGGAUGCCUUGCAAACUGGACGGUCUGCAGGUGUGCAGCCUGCACUUCCCAGAGUACGUGUUGGAGCACGUGAGACGCUGCAGCUGAGGUCUGCUCCAACACGCCUCCUUUUUAUAGAAACGGGAAUGAAGACUGAGGUCAAGUAUGGGCUUUUAAACUUUCCUUAAGGGGAGGAAAAGAUAAAUCUGCUCUUCUUCUUAAUGAAGCCAAUGGAAGCGUGGCGUGGUGAGACGCCACUUGGACAUUUUCAUGAUUCGCUUUCUCAGAAAAUGUAAGGAAAAUAAUGUGUGGGGAGUGAAAAAAAAGUUUUAAUUCUGCUGGUUUAUGUUUCGGACUGUGGUCAGUUGCCUAUUCUACUACUCACAUACUGUAUUUAGGCUGUGCAGUCAGGUUUAAUGCAGAAACGCACUGGAAGCGUCACAUUUAUGCUUUUACAAAGGGACAUUGUAUUUAUUUAUUUCCUCCUCGAAUCCAGUUUGAGUAGGUUUAUUAUCCUGCACCUGUUGAUAUAUUUAAAUUAAUGAAGUUGCUCG
Messenger RNA from Trematomus bernacchii (emerald rockcod), 2966 nucleotides. It is a transcript of the gene klhl15, whose product is annotated as kelch-like family member 15. The transcript has 10 exons. The record is from RefSeq and is a predicted model, not a curated record. Gene Ontology annotation, cellular component: nucleus; Cul3-RING ubiquitin ligase complex. Bases 562 to 2520 code for a protein of 652 amino acids. Gene Ontology annotation, molecular function: protein binding. Gene Ontology annotation, biological process: nuclear protein quality control by the ubiquitin-proteasome system; protein ubiquitination. Lineage: Eukaryota; Metazoa; Chordata; Actinopteri; Perciformes; Nototheniidae.